UUGAUGUAACAAUAAGGUAUGUGACAUGUAUAAAACUAAAGCAAGCUUAAAUUGGACGACAAGGUCGUCAGAUAUGAAGUCUUACUUCUACAACAAAGCAUUUUAAAAACGGAAAGGCUUUUCUAAAAGCUCAGAAACGAUUUAUGACGUAGCUCUUUGACAUGCAGAUAGAAUUAAGAGAAAAAAGAAACCUAUUUUACAUUAGGCAAAUAAUUAAUGUUGUUCAAAAGGAACUUGCUUCAUUUUUCAUCAAACAAUGGAACUUUCAUUACAAAUCAUCUCAUGGAGAAUGGGAUAAUACACCCAAAAGUGGGAAAAAAUUUUGCUCUUUAGAAUCAGGAAGAACUAUCAAACCAAAUGUCCAUCAAAAAUAUCAGGAUGGAGACACCAGUAAGUGGGACUGUACGAUAUUAUUUGAUGCUAUACUUUUUUCAAAUUCAAUUAAAAAGCAUCUUGAUAAAAACACAAAGGAUGCUGUUCAUGCACUUCGUUGUGAAAGAAACAGCGACGCACAUUGGUAUGAAAGCAAUUACUCAGAUGAUGAGUUUGAUGGAAUAGUCAAUAUCAUUGAAAAAUCAUUUCAAUAUUUAAAAUUUUCCCUCGAUGAAAUCAUUGCAAUAAAAAAUCAUCGAAACAAGUUUAAUUCAUUUCAAGUUCUGCCUUUAAAACCUAAUCAUUUUGUCGUUGAAUGCACUGAAUUGCGAGAUAAAAUUAUAAGAAAUCUUGAAAAAUUAAGGAAUGAUAACAAUGAUAAACUGACAUAUUUUUACAUCACUGGUAAUCCUGGCUGUGGUAAAUCUCAACUUGCAAGACAGGUUUGUGAAAAAUUAUCGUGUGAUUGGAAAAAUAGAACUUCGUUUGUAAUGACUCUCGAUGGAAAAAAUGAGGAAUCUCUUUUAAAAUCUUACUGUGAACUUGGGUACCGUUUAAACUGUGACAAGUAUAUAAUUAAAAAUUUUAAAGAUGAAAAUUGUUCCAUCACAGACAAAGUGAAGAAUUUGCGAUCAUUAGUAUCCACACGAUUAAAAUUCUGGCUAAAUUGGUUGAUCAUUGUAGACAACGUGGAACAACUCAGAAAAAUUUCUUCGUUACUUCCCCAAGUAGGUGAUCCCAUGUGGAUAAAUGGACAAAUUAUAGUAACAAUCCAGAACACAGAUGCCGUACCUCAAGGCGAUGAGUUUAACAAACAUAUUUCUAUCAAAAGUGGAAUGAAUGAUAGGGAAUGUUUUCAACUAUUGAAGCAUUACACUAUUGAACAUGCUGAUGAUCAAUUGUUAAAUGAAGUAUCUCACGCAUUAGAUCAUCAACCGCUGGCUUUGGCUAAUGCUUGUUGUUAUGUCAGUCGUGUAAACAAAGCAAAAUGCUCAUUUACUUGGAAACAAUAUUUAGAGAAACUUUAUUCAGAAGAAGAAGAAAACAUGGACGCCACUUUUGUUAAAUUUAAUUCGGUAUAUCCUAGAAGUAUGUUACAAGCAUCACUUUUAGCUGUCAGACAAAAUGCUGAAGAGUCCUUAAUAAUAACAAAUGUUAUUAACUUUUUUUCCGUGAUAUCGUUUGAUCCUAUACCACGAGACAUUAUUGUUUUUUAUGUUCAAGAAAUUGAUCCCAAACACUCAAAGGAAGAUAUAUGUCUUCAUUUAAAGGACUGCUCAUUGUUCUUGCAUUCAGAAAAUAAUGACAUUAGUCUACAUCGCAUUGUUCACAAAGCAAUUAUUGUUUAUCAAUCUGAACAUUCAAAUGAAGAACAUGAAAUGGAAACUAACGUUGAUCAAAUAUCUAAAGCACUUUACAUGUUUAAAGAGAGAGACGACGAAAUCAAAUUACAAAGCUAA
Messenger RNA from Xenia sp. Carnegie-2017, 1832 nucleotides. RefSeq lists its product as uncharacterized. The transcript is spliced from 5 exons. The record is from RefSeq and is a predicted model, not a curated record. Bases 162 to 1832 code for a protein of 556 amino acids. NCBI's taxonomy places the organism in Eukaryota, Metazoa, Cnidaria, Anthozoa, Malacalcyonacea, Xeniidae.